Papaver somniferum (opium poppy) is the source of this 1354-nucleotide messenger RNA. RefSeq names its product BURP domain-containing protein 3-like. The coding region runs from base 67 to 1158 and encodes 363 amino acids. The record is from RefSeq and is a predicted model, not a curated record. NCBI's taxonomy places the organism in Eukaryota, Viridiplantae, Streptophyta, Magnoliopsida, Ranunculales, Papaveraceae. The transcript is spliced from 3 exons.
UGCAAAAAUCCUUCUAAUAUCAUCAUAUUCCAGCAAAAGCUCUCUCUAAUUCCGAAGUUUCAUAACAUGGAAUUGCUUCAUCUUCUACUCAUCUCUGCUUCUUGUAUCUUGGUUGGAGUUGUAGGAAACCAUGCUGCUCCUCCUCUUCCUUCUGAAAUCUACUGGAAAAACAAAUUGCCAAACACUCCUAUGCCGACUAUGCUUCAUGAUCUCUUGCGUCCUGCUGCAGAUCAAGAAGGAAAGGCAUCGACUGAUGGAGCAAAAAGCCGCAACAUCUACACCCCAACGCACACAAACACUAUUUUUGAACAGGCAAACUUCCAAGUAUACACAAAAAAGCAGCCUUCGCAACUGUUAAACCUAAGCCAGCCUUUGCAACAGUUCGCGCUCAGCAAGUACUCCCCGAGUCUAGGCAAAAGCACCAUCCCCAAAGACAAUGCUGCGAUAAAUAGACAACUCAUGGAUAGUCCAGGCGCGUCUCUCUUCUUCUUAGAAAGGGAUUUAUAUCCAGGAGCAAAAAUGAACUUGCACUUUGUUGUAGGCACUCCUAGUGGAACUACGUUCUUACCUAAAAGCCUAGCUGAGGUGACCCCAUUCUCCUCCGGUAAGUUGCCAGAAAUCUUCAACCAGUUUGCUAUCAGCCAGAAAUCAGAAGAAGCUAAGCUUAUCAGUCAAAUUAUCAUGGACUGUGAACAACCAGCUAUAGAAAACGAAGAGAAGUACUGUGCAACUUCAUUGGAAUCACUUGUUGAUUACGGUACUUCCAAAUUGGGUAAAAACGUUAAUGUAUUGACUACAGUAAUUCUUGGUGACAAAGGGAAGAGAACAAGAACGAGGAAACAACCAUAUGUAGUAAGCUCAGGAGUAAGAGAAAUUGUUAGUGAUAACCUUGUUCCAUGUCAUAGCCUUCCUUAUCUCUACGCAGUUUUCUAUUGUCAUGAAACUUCAGCACAUACAGCACAAGCUUAUGUGGUUCCUUUGGUUGGUGCGGAUGGAAUGAAAAUCAGAGCCACGGCCGUUUGCCACCAAGACACCUCGAAAUGGGACCCUGACCAUGUAGCUUUCCAAGUCUUCAAGGUUAAGCCGGGAACUGUCCCCAUCUGUCACUUCCUUACAGAGGACAGUAUUGUAUGGGUUGCUAAGAACAAAGACAUUUGAGUAUGAGUAAUGCAUUAUGUGCUCAAUAAAAUCUUGUACCCCGUGAAAAAUGUUUGAUAAUGAAGAAUUGGCGAAUGGCGAAGUUUCAGCUAAUCUUAGCUUACAAAGAGAUGCUACAACCAGAGAACUUCAACUACCAAACACUCUUGUUGCACCAUAAGGUCCCAAAGAGUAGAUAUUUCAUGUUCUCGUUUCC